AUGCCUUAUCAUGGUUCUGAAAUUGGUGAUGAGAUCCAGCCUCCAGCUUACAUUCCCGUUACUUCAAUUCGAGCCGUCAAUACUCGGCCGGUUGUAAUUAUGGGGGAUUUGAAGCACAAUAUUACGAAGGAUUUGUUAACAGAAUUUCCUGAUGAUUUCAAAUCCUGUGUCCCUCAUACCACAAGACCUCGGAGACAUGGUGAGGUGAAUGGGCGUGAUUAUCAUUUUGUAAAAUCUCGAACUCGAAUGGAAUCAGAGAUCCAACUGAAUCGAUAUAUCGAAGCUGGAGAAUAUAAAGGGAACCUCUAUGGAACUCAUCUAAAUUCCGUCUUCAAAAUAGCGUCCACUGGACAGCAUUGUCUGCUUGAUGUUGGUGUUCUGGCACUUCAGAGAUUGGAUGCUGCAGGGUUGCUACCAAUCACCAUAUUUGUGCUAUCUGAUCUACUCGAUCAGUCUUUACGAGUUGUGGAUCCUUUAGCAACAACAACUACUAAGCAGGAAGAGAUUAACCCUAAUCGGAAGCUGAAAAGACUAGAAAAGAAUUUCACUUUCUUGAAGGCGAAUGCGUCUUUAAUGACUGCCGUGUUAUCUGUCAAUGAAUACGAUGAUUGUAUUGAACGAAUAAGGAGGGUUGUUAGCGCGAACAGAGGACCGAAUGUUUGGACGGCAUCAAAUGAUUUUCUUCCUUGA
This is a messenger RNA of Rodentolepis nana, 690 nucleotides long. Lineage: Eukaryota; Metazoa; Platyhelminthes; Cestoda; Cyclophyllidea; Hymenolepididae. The record is from the annotation of a GenBank genome assembly.